Opisthorchis viverrini is the source of this 324-nucleotide messenger RNA. RefSeq lists its product as hypothetical. The transcript is spliced from 2 exons. The record is from RefSeq and is a predicted model, not a curated record. The annotation marks the transcript as partial. NCBI's taxonomy places the organism in Eukaryota, Metazoa, Platyhelminthes, Trematoda, Opisthorchiida, Opisthorchiidae.
CGCGAAUUUACCGACCCGAGGGUCCGAGGUUUGAAUCCGACUUCCGCAUCUCGACUUCCCCAGUCUAGGCUUGGACAACCUAUCAGUACCCCAGCCCUCCUGCUACCUUCGGUUAUGGAGCUCGAGGUAGCUCAGUGGUUAAGGCGCCAGCUCAUGGAACGGAAGGUUCGUGGUUCAGCAUCUCGUCUGCUCCUGUCCAUGCUUGAGCAAUCAAGCGGUAUUCCAGCCAUCCUGCCUCCUUCCGUUGGCAAGCCAGCUAGGCACCGAAAGGGGGCUGCAGCUGAACGAUUUAUGGACCAAACCCCCAAUCAGUGGCGCACUUGU